AUGAGUUGGAUUGUGUCGCAUUCCACGAACGAUAAAAUAUACGAUGGAGACGUGCUGCUCUACCAGGGAGCGAUUUCUGGAGAUAAACUCAAUGGAGAGGGACGGUGGUACUAUAAGAAUCGCACCGUGCUGUAUAAUGGUUUCUUUUCGUCUAAUCUGUGGAAUGGAUUCGGCUGUGUUUAUUAUCCUAAUGGGACGCUGUUUUACAAAGGAGAUUGGAAGAAAGGGAAGAUGGACGGACUGGGGACACUGUAUAAACCUAUCAAUCUUCAGUAUUGUAAUGCGGAGCAACGAAAGUAUAUUUGGGACAACGAACGACGGGAUCACUUAUCAAUCGCAAAAUCGUACAAGAAUAAUUUCUGUAGUUUUAAAUCUUGUGUUUGUUUAACAAUUCCGCGGUAA
Blastocystis hominis is the source of this 402-nucleotide messenger RNA. RefSeq lists its product as hypothetical. The transcript has 2 exons. Lineage: Eukaryota; Bigyra; Opalinata; Blastocystidae. Bases 1 to 402 code for a protein of 133 amino acids. The record is from RefSeq and is a predicted model, not a curated record.